UGAAGCCUCGGUCUCUCGGCAUCUGUGGAAUAAUUUGUGAGCCCCGGUCUAGCUCGCAAGUACAUCCUAUUGAUUCGUGUGCAUCAAUCGUCUUAAGCGGAUAUUAAUUAAGAUAGAAUAACGUAAAAGUGCUGAACAGGACGAGAGAGGAUAACUAGGAGAGACUCGACAACAAAGAGCAUUUUGACAAUCAUUUUUCAGAAGAAAAAAUAGAGGAUUGAGGAUGACUCCCGAGGGAUACACAAGAGUGUAUGUAGGUGGUCUCAACGAGACAAUAAAGAAGGAGGAUCUACAAAUGGAAUUUGAAAAAUUUGGAAAGCUCAACAAAGUCUGGGUGGCAUUCAAUCCUCCUGGGUUUGCGUUCAUCGAAUUUUUAUCCCUUGAUGAGGCUGAAUUAGCCUGCAACAAUAUGAAUGGUACAGAGAUAAUGGGUGCCAAAUUGAGGGUGGAGAUAUCGAGGGGACGUGGCAGAGGUGGUAGCAGAAGUGGUGGAGGUGGUUUUAGGGGUGGUAGUAGGGGUGGUAGCCGGGGUUUUGGACGUGGAGGUGGUGGUUAUCGUGGUAGCGGUGGAUAUGGUGAUCAAGGGGGCGGUUAUCAAAGUGGUGGACGAGGUGGUAGAGGGAGAGGACGCUACGGUGAUAGCUAUUCAUCGGGGCGAAGCUCAAGUGGUUACGUAUCGCGUGAUUCGUAUGGACAGGAUGGUUAUGGGGCAUCAUCUGGUAAUUCUGGAUCUAACUACUACUCUGGAAAGGAUUCGGGGACAUCGAGAUACCGAAGUCGUUCACCGGCCGGACGUGGCAGUCAUCGUCAUCUUCGUGAAUGCACAUAAAGAAACUUCGCUACGUUGCCAAUCAGAACUGCGGGACAAUUCAGCUAUUUCCGCCUCAUCGAACUGCGUACUCUGUCCAAUCUACUCAUCGACGUGUACAUAACAAGAAAUUUUGCUGUAAAACAAGAAAACAAUAAUUGAAAAAAAUAACUAAUCACUAUCGAAACAACAAUUGUGCUCUGAAUUUAUACUUCGAUUACAAUUUUUUUUUAUUUUAAAAACGUUUCUCAAAUUCAUUGGCUCAAAUUUUUCAUCAAUUAUGAGAUUUUAGAUUAUUUUUUCCGGAUGAAUUUAGUUGAAUCUCUUUCAACAACUAUCAGGAAUAAGUUGAGUAUUGUGUUUGAUCUAUCGCGGAGCUAAGACUGAUGACGAGCAAGGCGGUCGCGAUUCAUUAUGUUUGCACAUAAUAUCAAAAAUAAUGUGAUCAUAAUACAAAUUAACAGAACAAGUCAAUUUCUAUAGUUGAUUAAAUAUAAAACUACUCGAUGAUGAACAAUUUUAAGAACAAAUGAAGAAACAAGUUCUUUAUUAUUAGGAAAUGUUUUUCCUCCUUCGAUAUAUCUUCCUGAAAUUAUCAAUUUGCAAAAUAGUUACAUAAUUAACAGGCAUUUUUAGUCAAUCCUUAAAUUUCUAUUUUUCGAUCAAAAAUAUGAUUCUUAGCUAGAAAUAUACCUUUAGAUUAUCUAACUGUGGUUGAAAUGAAUAAAAUAAACAUCUCUCCAAUCCCAGACCAAUAAAAUAUCGACUAUUUCACUGGCUCAAUCCAUCUUGGAGGGUUUAAUGGAAGAAUACCAACACCAUUCUAAUUGAAUUAGCACCAAGAGACGAGAAGCAAGACAACAAUUUUCGUCAGUACCAUCGGAUUUUUAAUGUGACCCCGGCAUCGACAAAUUGUCGAUAGACUGCUGUCAGGAAAUAAAAAAAUCCUCAAGCAAAAUAUUUUGAUUAGUUUUUACUUUUGAUAAUUCUGCUUGAUAAACAGGUCAACAGAUCAAGUAUCUGGAAAGAACUUAUCAAGGUGGAUGAGUUCAGCUGAGAUGAAUGGGAUUGAGAACAAUGUGUCGAAUAUCCUACUUGUCAAAACUCUACAACUAUAAUUGGAAAUAUCUUUUCAUUAGUCUACCACCUUCAGAGAUAUUUGUGUAUUUCAUCCAAUGCGAUAACUUGAAUAUUUCAGCCGCAGCCUGAUAGAUCAAGGUAGGCCUACAUUUCGAGUUAAGGAGCAUAUUUUCUAACUCAUUCAUAAAAUGGGGAUAUUUUUAAAAAUUUACAUUUUUAUCAACAUACAGCGCUCCAUUUGAGCCACGUAAAUUCGACCAUUCUCUGAGAAACCUGUCAUUUCCGAUGAAUUAUGUCCUGUCAUCUUCAAAUUAAUCAUCACUACAUACUUAUAUUACAUAUUUACCUCCGUAGGAUACACUCAUUCAGUAAGAUUCCGAUAAUAACCGAAAGCGAGAAAGAAAAUAUAAAAAUUGACUUGAUCUGUUAUGAAUAGCCCUCCACUGCUAAAAUAAAUCAUCUUCCUAUCGAUAAUAACCAAUUUUAUUUUACAUUUUAUAUGACAAAUACAAAAAAUCUUUUAGUCUUCUUGUUUUACUCAGAUAGGAAGGCAAAACAGAGCUUUGAAAUUCAAGGAAUUACAAUGAAAUAUAAGGAUACAGUACGCUAAAGUAGAAAACAUACCUAAAAAUGAUUGUUAUGCAACAGAAAAUAUGGCUUUCACUUCGAAGCAAAAUGAAAAUGAGUUCUGGACAAAAAAUGAAUUGUGGAUAUAAAAUAUUUCUUGGCUGUAAACAAUCAGCAAUGUUUAAACAUUCAAUGUAAAAUGAUAACUUGGUAUCUGGAAUAUGAUUAAAUAAUUUACGCUCAUUA
This is a messenger RNA of Fopius arisanus, 2701 nucleotides long. It is a transcript of the gene Rsf1, whose product is annotated as Repressor splicing factor 1. Gene Ontology annotation, molecular function: RNA binding. Bases 224 to 829 code for a protein of 201 amino acids. The transcript has 3 exons. The record is from RefSeq and is a predicted model, not a curated record. NCBI's taxonomy places the organism in Eukaryota, Metazoa, Arthropoda, Insecta, Hymenoptera, Braconidae.